Entrophospora sp. SA101 is the source of this 1893-nucleotide messenger RNA. NCBI's taxonomy places the organism in Eukaryota, Fungi, Glomeromycota, Glomeromycetes, Entrophosporales, Entrophosporaceae. The record is from the annotation of a GenBank genome assembly.
AUGAAUGUUCUAAUUACAAAUUCAUUCUAUUUAGAUGUUGAAUUAACAAACUCGUAUGAAAUCAUAUUCGACAUUGUUGGUCCAUUUACCAUCCUACCGAUUCCAUUACCACCACCUCAACAACAAGAAUCAGAAGAAUCUUCAGGUUUAUUGACUGGAUUAGGAACUAAAACAAAACUGUUAUCAGCAAUGAAAACAGAAACUGCAAAUUUUACUUUUGCAAAUCAUCCAUUUCUUUAUGUCAAUGGUAGACGUUAUCAUAAUGUACCUACUGCAUCUUAUUUCCUGCCAAACGAUAAACAAGAAAUUGAGCGUUUAACUUUAGAACAUAUAAUCUAUCAUUUCAUUUGGAAUGGUAAUUUUUCCUCUCCUGUUAAUAAUGUUUUAAAGUCAUCACCCGCAAAAAAUGAUAAAGCAAAAGUUUUGGAUAUAGGUUGUGGCCCUGGCCAUUGGUUGUUAGAAAUGGCCGAGGAAUAUCCUAAUGCUAAUUUUGUUGGUAUUGAUAUUUCUCCCGUUUUCCCUAAUGAUUACGAUUCAAAUAAACCCACAAACGUUGCUUUUUUAAAAUUUGAUGCUCUUAGAAUAAAUAGAAAAAUGUUAUUUGAAAUUCCAUUACUAUUUAAUCAGAAAUCUGAAUUGAUUACUGUUCAUUCUCAAGAACGUCCGAAUCCUAUUGGUUCUUGGGGUGGCAAAAUGUUGAAAAACAUUGAAUUAAUUGUUGAUCCAUUAAAACCUUACAUAUUACCAGGUUAUCCGUCAAAUAAAACUGUUAGCAACAGCGCUCAUCAAUCAAAAUACAUGAUAGCAAGCAAUCUGAAUAACGUUUUAAGAAGUAAAAUUCUUGACGAUGUGCUUAUAAAAGUUCCAAGUAUUUUAGAAGAAACAAUUCCACAUAUUUCUGAGGAGACUUUGGUUUUCAAAGAAGCUGAAAAUCAUAUUACAAAUAAUACUGGUCCCAAAUAUGAAGAAAUUAUUAAAAGUAUAUUCUUUCUUUUAGAAAAUCAAAGCAAUGAUCCAAUAGCUCGUUCACUUGCUUUAAGAACCCUUGGUUAUAUAUCGACUUUAUUAACAGAGCUUUUGGAUAUUCAACACGGAAUACUUCAACGACUUGAUUCUCCUAUACCAAUAGAAGCAAAUGCUGCAAUUUUUGCGGCUGAUAAAAUUUCCUCAAAAACAGAAAAAUUUUCUGUUAUUUUAUGUGAAAAAUUGGCUUCAAAACUUCAAUUCUUAAGACACAUGCAUUGGGAUAAGAAUUUAGCUAGAAAGGCAAGGUCUAUGUGUAUUCAGCUGCUCGAGAAGCAUUCAGAUGAUGUUUAUGUUAUAACAAUUUUGAAAACCUUGACAUUCUUGUCAUGUCAUGCUCUUGAGUAUACUGCUAGUCAGAUUGACCUUUUAUUUCAAUAUUUAAUGGAUGAUGCAAGAAAAAGAGUUAAAAUUAGUAUACUAACUGAUUUGAAUAGAUUGGCAUCUAAAAACUUUAGAUUUGAUGCAACAAAUAUUUUAAAUUUAUUAAAUAUCAUAGAUAGUGAAUCUGAUGAUAUUAUCAAAAUCAAAGCAUUAAAUGUUUUAUCAACAUUAUUACAACAAAAUCCAGGCCAACUUACCAACCUAAUCUCCAUUGAUUUAGAUCAAGAUGUUCGUAUAGAGAUACUUCACUAUAUUCAAAUAUUUGAAGAUAUGUUACCGAAUAUUCAGCAAAAUAUGUUGGAUCUUACUAUCGUUUUUGUUAGGUUCUUUGUAAGGUUGAUAAUAGAAUAUGAACAUAUCAGAGAUUUAGAUCAGUUUAUAAAAAUAGGAGAUGAGUGGGGUGUGUGUGAAGAAUUAUUUUCAUUUAUCAAAGAGAAUUUUGAUAAGUUGAGGAAUGAAGAAAAGGGCUAUUAUUCCCCUCUCUGA